Vigna angularis (adzuki bean) is the source of this 2064-nucleotide messenger RNA. Its product is annotated as CDPK-related kinase 6. Gene Ontology annotation, molecular function: calcium-dependent protein serine/threonine kinase activity; ATP binding; calcium/calmodulin-dependent protein kinase activity. The record is from RefSeq and is a predicted model, not a curated record. The transcript has 11 exons. NCBI's taxonomy places the organism in Eukaryota, Viridiplantae, Streptophyta, Magnoliopsida, Fabales, Fabaceae. Gene Ontology annotation, cellular component: nucleus; cytoplasm. The coding region runs from base 192 to 1973 and encodes 593 amino acids. Gene Ontology annotation, biological process: peptidyl-serine phosphorylation; intracellular signal transduction; protein autophosphorylation.
UUAAAUUAAUCCUUUCUCUCUCUCUCUCACCUUACAAAUUUAACACUUUCCCUUUCCCUUUCUUUCUUUCUUUCCUCCUUCUUCUACUUUUACUCCUUCACCUUCUCUCUCUAUACAGUGUCAAUUUUCUCCGGCAACUUUGUUUCACUCUCUCUCUUGUUGACUUCGCCGAUCACCGUCGCUACGCGGCCAUGGGGCAUUGUUGCAGCAAAAACAUCGCCGUCAACAACGAGACGGUGCCCCCCGAUCACCGCCCCAAGACUCCGCAUUAUGCUCCGCCGUCUCCUCCACCGGCUUCAGGGAGCUCGCUAUCCGGCGCGACGCCGGGGAGGAACACGCCGGCGCACUCGUUUUCCACCAGCCCCUUCCCGAGUCCUCUCCCGCCCGGGGUGGCGCCGUCCCCAGCGAAGACUCCGGGGAGGAAGUUCCGGUGGCCGCUGCCGCCGCCCUCUCCGGCGAAGCCGAUCAUGGCGGCGCUGCUGCGGCGGCAGGGAAAGGCGAGGCCUAAGGAAGGACCUAUACCGGAGGAGCAAGGGGAGGGUGGCGGUGAGGGAGAGAGGUCGCUGGAUAAGAGUUUCGGUUAUGGGAAGAAUUUUGGGGCGAAGUUCGAGUUGGGGAAGGAAGUGGGUCGAGGGCAUUUCGGUCACACUUGUUGGGCCAAAGGGAAGAAGGGAGAGCUUAAGGGACAAUCCGUUGCUGUAAAAAUCAUAUCCAAAGCUAAGAUGACUUCAGCGAUAGCAAUUGAAGAUGUGCGGAGGGAGGUGAAAAUGUUGAAGGCCUUAUCAGGACAUAAGAACUUGGUCAAGUUUUAUGACGCAUUUGAGGAUGUCAACAACGUCUACAUUGUUAUGGAGUUGUGUGAGGGUGGAGAAUUACUUGACAGAAUUCUAGAUAGAGGUGGGAGAUAUCCAGAGGAUGAUGCCAAAGCUAUUCUUGUACAAAUUCUAGAUGUAGUUGCAUUUUGUCAUCUUCAGGGAGUUGUUCACCGUGAUCUAAAACCAGAGAAUUUUCUAUUUGUCUCAAAAGACGAGGAUGCUGUGAUGAAAGUUAUUGAUUUUGGGCUCUCUGAUUUUGUCAGGCCAGAGCAACGCCUCAACGAUAUUGUUGGCAGUGCUUACUAUGUUGCACCUGAAGUGCUCCAUAGAUCUUACAGUGUUGAAGGAGACUUGUGGAGUAUUGGGGUUAUAUCGUACAUAUUGUUAUGUGGAAGUAGACCAUUUUGGGCACGCACUGAAUCAGGAAUUUUCCGGUCUGUGCUACGAGCGAAUCCUAACUUUGAUGAUUCACCUUGGCCAUCAAUAUCACCAGAAGCUAAAGACUUUGUGAAGAGACUUCUGAACAAAGACCACAGAAAAAGGAUGACUGCUGCUCAAGCUUUAGCUCACCCAUGGUUGAGAAAUGAAAAGAAUCCCAUUCCUUUAGAUAUCUCGAUUUACAAGUUAGUAAAGUCAUAUGUGCGUGCCUCACCUUUGAGACGUGCAGCAUUGAAGGCCCUCGCGAGAGCAUUGACGGAAGAUGAGCUAUUCUACCUCAGAACACAGUUUAACCUCUUGGAGCCUAAAGAUGGCUGCGUUUCGCUUGAGAAUUUUAGAGUUGCUCUCAUGAAAAAUGCAACUGAUGCCAUGAAAGAAUCAAGGGCCCCUGACAUUUUAAAUCUGAUGGAGGCACUCUCCUAUAAAAAAAUGGAUUUCGAAGAGUUUUGCGCUGCUGCUAUCAGUGUAUACCAGCUGGAAGUUCAUCCAGAAUGGGAUAGAAUUGCCACAACGGCUUUUGAAUACUUUGAGGAGACAGGAAACCGAGUCAUUUCUGUUGAGGAGUUGGCUCAGGAGAUGAACUUGGGUCCUUCAGCUUAUUCUUUAAUGGGUGAUUGGAUCAGAAAAUCUGAUGGAAAACUCAGCUUGGUCGGAUAUACAAAGUUUUUGCACGGUGUCACAAUGCGUAGUUCAAAUACAAGACACCGACAGCUAGUAUAACGAAAAGGGAGAUUCGAUUAUUAUUAUUGUUAUUAUAUUAUUAUUAUUGUUAUUAUUAUUAUUAUUAUUAUGGUAAUAUUUGUUGAAAUUA